Messenger RNA from Leptinotarsa decemlineata (Colorado potato beetle), 2055 nucleotides. It is a transcript of the gene haf, whose product is annotated as leucine-rich repeat and fibronectin type-III domain-containing protein hattifattener. Gene Ontology annotation, molecular function: protein binding. Lineage: Eukaryota; Metazoa; Arthropoda; Insecta; Coleoptera; Chrysomelidae. The record is from RefSeq and is a predicted model, not a curated record.
UAGGCGACUAAAGCCGCCGAUGCCGACCUCGCGACCAGCAGUUCACGCCUAGCACCCGAAGCUACACGGAGUCGGCUCUUCUUCACGGCGAAGAAGACGUGCGAGCACCGUCGUGUGACCCGGAGACGAACCGGAGGACGCAUCCAAGACGAGGAAGAAGAAAAAAGUGCACACUUAUGACCUUUCGGUGUAAUAAUAGUCGUGAUAGUGCAAAGUGGGAUGGUGAAUGUUAAAAACGCUGAUUGGAUUAUGGUUAAGAGCUUCUUCUGUAGUUGAUCGGUGAUGAAGAACCGAUCCAUCACCAGCCUGCUGCUGUCAGCAGCGCUGCUCUCCCUUACCGCAGCCCAGUGCCCUUGGCAGCGAGAAAUCCCAGAACUUCUCUCGGCCUGCAUCUGCUCCUACAACCUAGGACACGAACUAUCCGUACAAUGCGACAUCGUAAACUGGCAAACCCUCCUGGGCGCCUUGAACAAAUACGCGACAUCCACCCCUCUGGACCUUCUCUACGUAAACAACUCGACUGUUGGGGAACUCCGAAACAACAUCUUAGUCAACCUCCACGUGCAGAAUGUCCAGCUCUCCGGCUGCAGGAUAAAAAAAGUUCACGAUGACGCCUUCGCGGGGCAAGAGCGCACCCUGAAGAACCUCAACCUGCAGGACAACGAGCUCAACGAGGUGCCUGUGAACAGCCUCAGGAGACUGGCGACUCUAGCUCUGUUGGACCUCUCCCACAACAGAAUCAGUUCGGUGCCGGCGGGGGCGUUCGAGACCUUGGGGAAACUGGCCACCCUCAAACUCUCCGACAAUAACGUCACGCUCGAAGACGGGUCUUUGCGGGGCCUGGAGGGCUGCUUGAAGAACCUGAACCUCAAAGGUACGAAACAGAAGGAUGUACCGAAAGCAGUCCAGGGAAUGAGGACCCUCGCCUUUUUGGACCUGUCGCAGAACAGUUUGAGAGAACUGCCGGGGAAAAACGAGGACGCUACUUUCCAAGGGCUGAGCUCGUUGACUGCCUUGAACUUGGAGAGAAAUCUGAUCCAAACCCUCAAUGCCAAUGCGUUUGAGGGGGGGGUGAAGAAAACGUUAAGCUCGCUCAGUCUGCUGAAUAACCUGCUCCCGGACUUUCCCACGGCAGCUCUUAGUGCUCUGUCAGAACUCAGAGUACUGGACAUUGGUUUCAAUUUGUUGACUGAGCUGCCGGUCGACGCGUUUCGGGGGAAUCCCUCGAUUACCCUCCUAGCUCUGGAUGGUAAUCCCUUGGCGACCAUACCCUUCGAAGCGUUGUCGCAUCUGAAUAGCACUCUGAGGGGACUCAGUCUCGGAGGGAGGUUUAUGCAUUGCGACUGUCGAUUGGCGUGGGUUAUAAACUGGAUAAAAAACGGCGACCUGCAAGUAACGAGCAGAGAACGCAACCCCCAAUUCUGCGGGAGUCCCCCCAGAUUCCGCGAUCGAGGUUUCUACAGCAUCCAACCAGAGGAGUUGUCAUGUACGCAGAAAGAAACAUCGCCAUCCACUAGCACCUCCACCACCACAACAACCACUAUCGCCAGCGUGGAACCAGCCGCCGACGCCUCCAACAAGCAACCCGUCGGUGUCGCCACAGUAGUGAACGCAGAUCUGGACGACUUGGUGGCUCCUAACCAGAAACCAUCUACAACAACCAGAGUGCCGUCUUCCAAGAGUUCCACGGUGACCACUACAACAUCGGUAUCAUCCACAACGACUAAAGUGACUUCCACCAGCACGUCAACAACAGUCAAAGCAGCUACUACGAAGCCGAAAACGAAAGCAGCGCAACCAGCGUGGAAGAACAGUCAGAAACCAUCCAUGGUGAUUGGUUUUCCGCAGAGGAACAAGGCCGACGACACCAGGGAGGUGUUAGUGAGGAACGCCUUCAGGCAGGAUAAUUCGGUGAUUAUCCAGUGGGGAUCGGAGACGGCGAACAUCCUUGGAUUCAGGGUGGUGUACAGGCUUUUUGGAGACAAGAGUUUCAAGCAAGGGCCCCCGUUAGAAGCCAGCGAGAGGGAGUUCAAGAUCAAGAACGUGCCAUCGCAG